Anas platyrhynchos (mallard) is the source of this 5219-nucleotide messenger RNA. The record is from RefSeq and is a predicted model, not a curated record. NCBI's taxonomy places the organism in Eukaryota, Metazoa, Chordata, Aves, Anseriformes, Anatidae.
AAGGGGGAGGAGCAGGAUGGGGGCUUCCACCAAGAGUUUCUUUAGGGGGUCUCAAAAGCCCUGGAGACUCAUUCCUGUUUAGCUCGGACCCUGCUUCCUAGAUACAGCUGGGAGCUUCAUCAGAAACAAAGUGAAGAUGCCAGAGCCUGUAAAGAAAACAGUUUCUGCAUUUACCAAGAAGCCGAAGACAACAGAGGUGACAGCCGGAAGUACAGCUGUGUUUGAAGCAGAGACAGAAAAAGCCAGCGUCAAGGUGAAGUGGCAGCGAGCUGGCACAGAAAUUACUGACAGUGAGAAAUAUGUCAUCAAGGCAGAAGGAAACAAGCAUUCACUGACAAUCAAUAAUGUAGUAAAAGAAGAUGAUGUGACAUAUGCUGUAAUAGCUGGAAGUUCCAAGGUCAAAUUUGAACUCAAGGUCAAAGAACCAGAAAAGAGUGAGACGGUCACUCCUGCGGAAGCUGCUCCUGCCCCAGCUGCCUCAGAGCUGCCUGCUCCACCAGCAGAAAGCAGCCAAAACACAGAAGUUCCUUCUGCUGGAACUCAACCAGAAGAGCCUGCGGACCCUAUUGGGCUCUUUGUGACACGACCUCAGGAUGGAGAAGUUACUGUUGGUGGAAAUAUCACGUUCACUGCCAAAGUUGCAGGUGAGAGCCUGCUGAAGAAACCAUCCGUGAAAUGGUUCAAAGGAAAGUGGAUGGACCUAGCAAGCAAAGUGGGGCAGCACCUCCAGCUGCAUGACAGUUAUGAUCGAAACAACAAGGUGUACACCUUUGAACUGGAAAUCAUAGAAGCAAAUAUGACCUUUGCAGGCGGGUACAGAUGUGAGGUGUCUACGAAGGACAAGUUUGAUAGUUCUAAUUUCAACCUGACAGUCAAUGAAGCGCCACUAAGUGGAGACUUGGAUAUUCGUGCUGCCUUCCGACGCACGAGCCUGGCAGGAGGGGGGAGACGGAUGACUUCAGCCUUUCUCAGUACUGAGGGACAUGACGAAGCUGGAGAGUUGAAUUUUAGUGCCCUACUGAAAAAGAGAGACAGCUUCUUGCGCUCUGUAAAUCGAGGUGAUGGAAAAACUGAAUCACAACCUGAUGUAGAUGUCUGGGAAAUCCUGAGGAAAGCUCCACCUUCUGAAUAUGAGAAAAUCGCUUUUCAGUAUGGUAUCACAGAUUUGCGUGGGAUGCUGAAACGCCUCAAACGCAUAAAGAAGGAAGAGAAAAAAAGUACAGCAUUCCUCAAGAAAUUGGAUCCAGCUUACCAAGUGGACAAGGGACAAAAGAUUAAAUUAAUGGUUGAAGUCGCCAAUCCAGAUGCUGACGUGAAAUGGCUGAAGAACGGACAGGAGAUCCAAGUGAGCGGCAGCAAAUAUAUUUUUGAAGCUGUUGGGAAUAAAAGAAUCCUGACCAUAAACCACUGCUCUCUGGCUGACGAUGCAGCAUAUGAAUGUGUGGUAGGUGAGGAGAAGAGCUUCACAGAAUUAUUUGUAAAAGAGCCUCCAAUCCUGAUCACUCGCCCACUGGAGGACCAGAUGGUGAUGGUUGGAGAAAGAGUGGAGUUUGAGUGUGAAGUGUCUGAGGAAGGAGCUACUGUAAAAUGGGAGAAGGAUGGAGUUGAGCUGACACGGGAAGAAACAUUCAAAUACCGAUUUAAGAAAGAUGGAAAAAAGCAGUAUCUAAUUAUUAAUGAGUCAACCAAGGAGGACAGUGGACACUAUACCGUGAAAACCAACGGUGGGGUAUCAGUCGCUGAACUAAUCGUACAAGAGAAAAAGCUGGAAGUUUAUCAGAGCAUUGCGGACCUGACAGUGAAGGCACGUGACCAGGCUGUUUUCAAGUGUGAAGUUUCUGAUGAAAAUGUGAAAGGAAUCUGGUUGAAAAAUGGCAAGGAGGUGGUACCAGAUGAAAGGAUAAAGAUCUCCCACAUUGGCAGAAUCCAUAAGCUCACUAUUGAGGACGUUACGCCAGGUGACGAGGCUGACUAUUCAUUCAUCCCUCAGGGAUUUGCUUACAACCUUUCUGCCAAGCUUCAGUUUUUGGAGGUCAAGAUUGAUUUUGUACCAAGAGAAGAGCCUCCCAAAAUCCACCUUGACUGUCUGGGCCAGUCCCCUGACACUAUUGUUGUGGUGGCUGGGAACAAACUGAGAUUGGAUGUUCCCAUAUCAGGAGAUCCAACACCCACUGUCAUCUGGCAGAAAGUGAACAAGAAAACUGAUCUGCUUCGAAGCAAUGAUGACUCCAUGACUCCCUCAGAAAACAGCAGUGAUUUAAACACUGAUAGUAAGCUUCUUUUUGAGUCUGAAGGCAGAGUUCGCGUGGAGAAGCAUGAAGACCACUGUGUCUUCAUCAUUGAAGGAGCUGAAAAGGAGGAUGAGGGAGUAUACAGAGUUAUAGUUAAGAAUCCAGUGGGCGAAGACAAGGCUGAUAUCACAGUCAAAGUUAUUGAUGUUCCUGACCCUCCAGAAGCUCCCAAGAUCAGCAACAUUGGAGAAGAUUACUGCACUGUGCAAUGGCAGCCACCUAAAUACGAUGGUGGGCAACCAGUACUUGGCUAUAUUUUAGAGAGAAAGAAGAAGAAGAGCUACCGAUGGAUGAGACUGAACUUUGACCUUUUAAAAGAGCUAACCUAUGAAGCCAAGCGAAUGAUUGAAGGAGUCGUUUACGAGAUGCGGAUUUAUGCUGUGAAUUCUAUUGGCAUGUCCCGGCCAAGCCCUGCCUCACAACCCUUCAUGCCAAUUGCUCCUCCAAGUGAACCAACCCACUUUACAGUGGAAGAUGUCUCUGACAGCACCGUUGCCUUGAAGUGGAGACCCCCUGAACGGAUCGGAGCCGGGGGAUUAGAUGGCUACAUUGUGGAAUACUGCAAAGAGGGAUCUACAGAAUGGAUUCCAGCUCUUCCUGGCCUAACUGAGCGUACUUCUGCACUGAUUAAAGACCUGGUGACAGGGGACAAACUUCAUUUCCGUAUAAAGGCUAUAAACUUGGCUGGUGAGAGCGGAGCAGCAAUAAUCAAGGAGCCCAUUACUGUUCAAGAGAUCCUGCAGCGCCCUAAAAUCUGGCUGCCACGCCAUCUCAGACAGACUCUGGUGAAGAAAGUGGGUGAGACAAUCAAUAUUGUGAUCCCUUUUCAGGGGAAACCUAGACCCAAAAUAACGUGGACAAAAGAUGGUCAAAGUCUAGACGCCAAAGAUGUGGGCAUUCGGAACAGCAACACGGACACAAUCCUUUUCAUCAGAAAGGCAGAGCUUCACCACUCAGGAGCAUAUGAAAUCACUCUUCAAAUAGAAAACAUGACCGAUAAAGUUGCAAUAACAAUACAAAUCAUAGACAAGCCUGGCCCUCCUCAGAAUAUAAAGCUUACAGAUGUUUGGGGAUUUAAUGCUGCCCUGGAGUGGACACCCCCACAAGAUGAUGGCAAUGCACAGAUCUUGGGCUACACAGUCCAGAAAGCUGACAAAAAGACAAUGGAAUGGUAUACCGUUUUUGAUCACUACCGUCGCACAAACUGUGUAGUGUCAGAACUCAUUAUGGGAAAUGAGUAUUUUUUUCGAGUCUUCAGUGAAAAUUUGUGUGGAUUGAGUGAAACUGCUGCAACCACUAAAAAUCCUGCCUAUAUCCAAAAAACAGGCACCACUUACAAGCCGCCUUGUUACAAAGAACAUGACUUCUCUGAACCUCCUAAAUUCACUCAUCCUUUAGUAAACCGGUCUGUGAUUGCAGGAUACAACACCACGCUCAGCUGUGCUGUGAGAGGAAUCCCCAAGCCAAAGAUAUACUGGUACAAAAACAAAGUGGAUCUCUCUGGGGACGCCAAAUACCGCAUGUUCAGUAAACAGGGUGUGUUGACCCUGGAGAUCCGGAAACCCACUCCAUUUGAUGGGGGCUUUUACACCUGUAAAGCUGUUAAUGAGUGUGGUGAAGCUGAAAUAGAGUGCAAACUGGAUGUCAGAGUACCUCAGUAAGACUCUGAAUCUAAAUUAAUCUGCAAGCCAAGCAUCAGAGUGGAAUUUGAAGAGAAGAAAAAUGAAGAAAUUAACGAAGGAUAAUUUCAGUUACACUAAAGAAUCCUGAUCACCUUAAAAGUGAUUUGAUACAUGUGUAUUGGGAGGUAGGGGUGUAUUGCAGUGCCCUGCUUACUCAGCGUAUUUUCAGACGAUGUUUCCCUCCUUUCAUACAUCUGUUUUAGUUUCACUGUCCCUGUUUGCAUGUGAAGAUAGUCAGGGAAAGAAUGAUAAAAAAUUUCCCCAUUACAUAUAUAAGAUGUCUGAAAAAACAAGUACUAAAAUUACAAGUGAAACCAAUCCAUUCCUAAUGUCUGAAACUAGCAUAAAUUCCCCACUUUUGCAGUUUUCUCUCCAUUUUUUUUCUCAGACUUCUGAGAUGCUUCAUAAGAAACAAGUAGCUCAGAAUAAUGAAAUACUAAUGGAUUAUCUCUAAUAUUGAAUCACCUUUCGUCAUGUCAAUCUCUGCACAACAGAAAGUAAUUUUCAUUCCUCCUGCUUUUACCACUAAUGCUUGAAGUGCCCACUUCUACGCUCUUGAGCAGACUUUUAUAGAACCACGUCUGAAACACACCAUUUGAAAAUCUAUGGGUUAGGCUACUGUUGUGCUUUAUAUAGAGAAUAGAUUAUCUGAUGAUCUUGAGGUCUCUUCCAACCUAGAAAUUCUGUGAUUCUGUGAUAAUUACCCACUACUGUUUUUCUAGUUUUUGAAAAGACACCUGCAUAGACUUCCAGGUAUUUGAUGUUUCUGCAAACAAUAGAGAUAUCACAAUAAUGUACAGAGAUAAUUUCGGACAUCAAAUGAAAUGAUGAAAGAUGUAGAGGAAGAUUAUUUGCACAAAUAUAUAUAUAUAUAAAAGCAUGUAAUAAAUGCAAUGAACUUACUGUCAUCAAUUAUUACUGAAGGCUUUUGAAAAUCCAUGUAUGGUAUGUAUAUCUUCUCACCUACCAUUUUGAAUAGAAUUUGUGGGUUGAGGUUUUUCUAGAUCUCCAGUAGUCUCUGGCUAGAAAGUAUUUUUUCAUGAAAUCACAGUACAAGAGAAAGUGGGAAGAUUAAAUUAAUCCAGGAAGCAUUAUGCUUUUGAAAACACAACACAAAGAACAGAAGUAACACUACUCCCCUACCUCCAACAUGCCAGUAGAGAAGGAAAAGUGUGUCCGACACAGCAUGUUAGUUGCACUACACAAGCAAUUAUGCCUUCAUAAUAAAACCACUUAUUUAAUUAGA